Uloborus diversus is the source of this 678-nucleotide messenger RNA. RefSeq lists its product as uncharacterized. Bases 21 to 542 code for a protein of 173 amino acids. The transcript has 6 exons. The record is from RefSeq and is a predicted model, not a curated record. NCBI's taxonomy places the organism in Eukaryota, Metazoa, Arthropoda, Arachnida, Araneae, Uloboridae.
ACAUUUUGUAAACUGUGCAAAUGGAAACGCUAUCAUUACUGUUGGUUUUUACAGUAGUGUACUUGGACAGUGUUUUCUCCUUAGGCCCAGUUCCUGCUGGUACUUUGAGGGAUCCUUCCUCACAAAACGAAGCCACUGAUGCUGAUCUUUAUCCAUGCUUUCGGGAUAUUAAAUGCGGCCAUUUAGGAAAGGAAGCUCAAGAGAAACUGGAAAAGUGUUAUGACAUUUUCGACGAAGAGGAUCGUAAAUUUGGAGUCCAAUGGAUACAUGAUGCAACAAAGGGCGCCACAACCGGGAGCGACUUAAUGGAUGUCGUUGAGCAGUGGUGCAAACUGGAAGAGUAUGCUAGGCAAUCUACUAUCUCUGAGAUAAGUGGCAAAGGCAUAGAUCAUUUGGGGAUAAACUGCAAUGGUGGUUCCAAAGAAACAUGUGAACGUUGGAGCAAUUUUGCAGAUUGUGGGCAUGAAGUUGGAGAAGAAUAUUUUUAUAACCAGCUCUGUGGCGCAGCUGUAGAUGCUCAGAAGAAAAUUAAAAAAUGGUAGUCAGCAAUCAGAAAGUGAAAGCUUGAAAAUGAUUUUAGCACUUUUCAAAUUCCGAAAACUGCUCAGCCACCAUAAAAACAACUGCAUUGUAUUUUUAUGCUCCAGUGUAAAAGGUUAAUAAACAAGUCAAGAAAAA